Meloidogyne enterolobii is the source of this 876-nucleotide messenger RNA. NCBI's taxonomy places the organism in Eukaryota, Metazoa, Nematoda, Chromadorea, Rhabditida, Meloidogynidae. The record is from the annotation of a GenBank genome assembly.
AUGUUUAGGUGGAAGAUGAUUUAUUCUCCUUCAUUUAAUAUUUUUAUCAGUUCAAGUUUUUUUCGACCUCGAAAUAUUAUUGGAGGCAUCACAAAACUUCAACGUAAUUUCCUAUCAACGAUGCAUCAAGAACCACCUUCUUUGAAAGAAAUCAACAUUUUGAAGGAUAGUGUGAAUCCAAAUGUUUUCAAUGUCCAGCUUAAUCGUGCAGAGAAGCGGAAUACUUUUACUGACAGUUUUUGGCGUGAAUUAAAAACAGCUUUUUCCUAUUUGGCGGAAGAGCCAACAUGCAGAUCUAUUGUCUUAUCUGCGAAUGGGCCUGUUUUUUGUGCUGGUAUUGAUCUAAAAGAAGGAAUAGUGGAAACUUCAAAAAUAAUGUCAAACGAGGAAUUGGAUGUUGCACGAAAGUCUCGUUCUAUAAGAGAAUUGAUUAAGCGAUAUCAAGAAAGUUUUUCAUCUUUAGAGGAAUGCCCAAAACCAGAAGUUGAUAUUGGAAUAGCAGCAGAUGUUGGAAUAUUACAACGAAUUCAUAGAAUCGUUGGAAAUGAUAGUUGGUCGAGAGAAAUGGCUUUUUCUGGAAGGGACGCGAGUGCAGAUGAAGCGAUGAGAAUGGGUUUUAUAUCUCGUACAUUCGAUACGAAAGAAGAUUGUUAUGAAGCUGCAAUGAGUUUAGCUAGACAAAUUGCUUCAAAAAGUCCUGUUGCUGUUCAAGGUACAAAAUUGGCAAUGAAUUACGCUCGGUCUCAUGGAAUUGAGGAUUCUUCUGAAUGGAUCAGAAAUUGGAAUGCAUCAAUGCUCCAAACUAUGGAUAUAAGUGAAAAUGUUAAAGCAAAAUUGUCAAAAACAAGUGAUAACCCUGUAUUUAAGGAUUUUUAA